CUCUCUGUUCUUUAAUCCUGGAACAAUAGUUAGGCUGAUUCAAAAAGCUCUCUACUAUGGUUGGAAUGCUAUAGGAGAGAAUAGCAUAGAAAAAUAGAAACAGCCCUCACUGUUGAAAAGGUAAAUCGUGAGCCAUACCAUAUAAGCAGCAUAUGCAUACCGAGGUAUUUUGAUUGUUUUGUAAUACUUAAUGGAGAUUAUACUAGGUUUAAGAUUUUCUGAUUCAUGGGAGUGCUGAAAGAUUUUCAUUUCUCCUGUAUAACUGGUUUAAAGUCCUUUUUGUGUACAGAGGCGUGUUUGAAAGGGUUAGACUGGUGUUUGAUGGAGGAGUGUGAAUAAAUUAUGUAGAUCUCCCAAGCGCUGUAGCCAAUGAGCUAAGCCAGGACUCUCAGCGGAGAGGAAAAUAGUUAAUAGGCUGGCUGUCGCUCUAGAUUGCUGCAUAAAUGCUAGGAGCAGCAGCUCUAUGGUUGUGCGGUGGGGAGGGGAGAGCAGGAUGACGUCAUCGCUUCGGGGCUGCUGCAGGAUGGAGUGGAAAGCUGCUGCUGAUGGCAUUGUUUUUGUGGCAGCAGCUGAAUGACAGAUCCUCACUACAAAGAUAUCCCUUUGGCCCCCGUGUAGGCCUCCUGGUUCGGGUGUUUCACCAUGCCAGCACAGCGCCAUGAGUCCUGGAUGCAUGCUGCUGUUUGUGUUUGGCUUUGUUGGCGGGGCGGUGGUCAUUAAUUCUGCUAUCUUAGUAUCUCUCUCUGUUUUGCUGCUUGUGCACUUUUCUAUUUCUACCGGUGUGCCAGCUCUGACGCAGAACCUACCAAGGAUACUCAGAAAAGAACGUCCUAUAUCAUUAGGGAUUUUCCCAUUACCUGCUGGAGACGGAUUGCUUACACCAGAUACUCAGAAAGGCGGAGAGACCCCUGGAUCAGAGCAAUGGAAAUUUCAGGAUUUAAGUCAACCACGUUCUCAUGCCAGCCUGAAGGAUGAACUUUCUGAUGUUAGCCAAGGAGGAUCUAAAGCUACCACUCCAGCAUCAACAGCUGCGUCAGAUGUGGCAGUAAUUCCUACGGAUACUCCCUUAAAGGAAGAUAAUGAAGGAUUUGUGAAGGCUGCAGAUACACCAAAUAAGUCAGAGAUAAGCAAGCAUAUUGAAGUACAGGUAGCUCAAGAAACUAGAAAUGUAUCAACAGGUUCUGCUGAAAAUGAAGAGAAGUCAGAAGUUCAAGCAAUCAUUGAAUCCACUCCUGAGUUGGAUAUGGACAAAGAUCUCAGUGGAUAUAAAGGCUCAAGCACUCCCACCAAAGGCAUAGAGAACAAAGCUUUUGAUCGCAAUACAGAAUCUCUCUUUGAAGAACUGUCUUCAGCUGGCUCAGGCCUAAUUGGAGAUGUGGAUGAAGGAGCGGAUUUACUAGGGGAAUAUUCUGACCAUAAUUUCUUUGGAAUGGGUCGUGAAGUUGAGAAUCUUAUAUUAGAAAAUACACAACUGUUGGAAACCAAAAAUGCUCUGAAUGUAGUGAAGAAUGAUUUGAUAGCAAAGGUGGAUGAGCUGACCUGUGAGAAAGAUGUGCUACAAGGGGAGCUGGAGGCUGUGAAACAGGCCAAACUGAAGCUGGAGGAAAAGAACAAGGAGCUGGAGGAAGAGCUUAGGAAAGCUCGCGCAGAAGCUGAAGAUGCACGACAAAAAGCAAAAGACGAUGAUGAUAGUGAUAUUCCCACAGCCCAGAGGAAGCGGUUUACUAGAGUAGAAAUGGCCCGUGUUCUAAUGGAGAGAAACCAGUAUAAAGAGAGAUUGAUGGAGCUUCAGGAAGCUGUUCGAUGGACAGAGAUGAUUCGUGCAUCAAGAGAAAAUCCAGCCAUGCAGGAAAAAAAAAGGUCAAGCAUUUGGCAGUUUUUCAGCCGACUUUUUAGCUCCUCAAGUAAUACUGCUAAGAAACCUGAACCACCUGUUAAUUUGAAGUACAAUGCACCCACCUCUCAUGUUACUCCUUCUGUCAAGAAAAGAAGCAGCACCCUAUCUCAGCUCCCUGGGGAUAAGUCCAAAGCCUUUGAUUUCCUUAGCGAAGAAACUGAAGCUAGUUUAGCCUCACGCAGAGAACAGAAGAGAGAACAGUAUCGCCAGGUAAAGGCACACGUCCAGAAGGAAGAUGGCAGAGUGCAGGCUUUUGGCUGGAGUCUGCCUCAAAAGUACAAACAGGUAACCAAUGGCCAAGGGGAAAAUAAGAUGAAAAAUCUACCUGUGCCUGUCUAUCUCAGACCCCUAGAUGAAAAAGAUACAUCCAUGAAGCUGUGGUGUGCUGUUGGAGUCAACUUAUCAGGUGGGAAGACCAGAGACGGUGGUUCUGUUGUUGGAGCAAGUGUCUUUUACAAAGAUGUUGCUGGUUUGGAUACAGAAGGCAGUAAACAGCGAAGUGCAUCACAGAGUAGUUUAGACAAGUUAGACCAGGAACUUAAGGAACAACAGAAGGAGUUAAAAAAUCAAGAAGAAUUAUCCAGUCUAGUCUGGAUCUGUACCAGCACUCAUUCAGCUACAAAAGUAAUCAUUAUUGAUGCUGUUCAACCAGGCAACAUCCUAGACAGUUUUACUGUGUGUAACUCUCAUGUUCUCUGUAUAGCCAGUGUACCAGGAGCCAGAGAAACAGACUACCCUGCGGGAGAGGAGCUUUCAGAAUCUGGACAGGUAGACAAAGCGUCUCUGUGUGGCAGCGUGACCAGCAACAGCUCAGCAGAGACAGACAGCCUUUUGGGGGGCAUCACCGUAGUUGGUUGUUCUACAGAAGGUGUGACAGCAGCCGCCACUUCCCCUAGUACCAACGGUGCUUCUCCAGUGAUGGAAAAACCACCAGAAAAGGAAGCAGAAAAUAGUGAGGUUGAUGAGAACGUUCCAACAGCAGAAGAAGCUACGGAGGCUACAGAAGGCAAUGCAGGGACAGCUGAAGACACCGCGGACGCCUCCCAGCCCGGCGUCUACACAGAGCAUGUCUUCACGGACCCUCUGGGGGUUCAAAUCCCAGAGGACCUCUCGCCUGUGUAUCAGUCAAGUAAUGACUCAGAUGCGUAUAAAGAUCAGAUGUCAGUAUUGCCAAAUGAACAAGACCUGGUAAGAGAAGAAGCCCAGAAAAUGAGUAGCCUUUUACCAACUAUGUGGCUUGGAGCUCAGAACGGCUGUCUGUAUGUGCACUCUUCUGUAGCCCAGUGGAGAGGAUGCCUCCAUUCCAUUAAACUUAAAGAUUCGAUUCUCAGUAUUGUACAUGUGAAAGGGAUUGUGUUAGUGGCCCUGGCUGACGGCACCCUCGCAAUCUUUCACAGAGGAGCUGAUGGGCAGUGGGAUUUGUCAAACUACCACCUGUUGGACCUUGGACGGCCUCACCAUUCUAUUCGGUGCAUGACUGUGGUCCAUGACAAAGUCUGGUGUGGCUACAGGAACAAAAUCUAUGUGGUUCAGCCAAAGGCUAUGAAAAUAGAGAAAUCAUUUGACGCGCACCCCAGGAAGGAGAGCCAGGUGCGGCAGCUUGCGUGGGUGGGGGACGGAGUGUGGGUCUCCAUUCGUUUGGAUUCCACGCUCCGUCUCUAUCAUGCACAUACUUAUCAACACCUACAGGAUGUGGACAUUGAGCCUUAUGUAAGCAAAAUGUUAGGUACUGGAAAACUGGGCUUCUCGUUUGUGAGGAUCACAGCUCUUAUGGUGUCUUGCAAUCGUUUGUGGGUGGGGACAGGAAAUGGUGUCAUUAUCUCCAUCCCAUUGACAGAAACCGUAAUCCUCCACCAGGGACGCUUACUGGGGCUGAGGGCAAAUAAAACCUCAGGAGCACCAGGAAAUCGUCCUGGAAGUGUAAUCCGCGUAUAUGGUGAUGAAAACAGCGAUAAAGUGACUCCAGGGACAUUUAUACCCUAUUGUUCAAUGGCACAUGCCCAGCUUUGCUUCCACGGGCACCGGGACGCAGUGAAAUUCUUUGUGGCCGUCCCAGGUCAAGUCGUCAGUCCACAAAGUGGCAGCGGUGGCACAGAUCUAACAGGUGACAGAGCAGGGCCAUCUGCACAGGAGCCUGGCAGCCAGACGCCCUUGAAGUCUAUGCUCGUCAUCAGUGGAGGAGAGGGCUACAUUGACUUCCGAAUGGGUGAUGAAGGUGGAGAAUCAGAACUUCUUGGAGAGGAUCUUCCACUUGAACCUUCUGUCGCCAAAGCAGAAAGGAGUCACCUGAUAGUGUGGCAAGUGCUGUAUGGCAAUGAGUGAGCACAUAGGAAACCGGUGGAGACAGGGAAGCUGUCUCUUCUGCAUGGUUUAUUUUCCCUUUCCCCUUAAUUUAAUGCUCUCUUUGUGAAAUCAGUUUCACCACAUCAUGUGUGAGCAUUCUUUUUUCCUGUUAACUUUCUAUCACAAGACCUGUCCUUCCCGUAACAAUACAGGAACUAGCUGUUUUACUGCACCAGUGUUCCAGGCGAUUUCAGUACGUUAUGAACAAAUCAAAGAAUGUUUACUCUCUGCAAACUGAAUUCUAGGAAGCAAUCCAGAUGUGGUUCACUCUGCCACAGCUGAUGUCACUCACUUCGUUUGAUGGGGUCACUUUUGAGCUGUCGCUAAUAAUGGAAUCCAUGGGAACACUUGAUAAGUGGAACUACACCAUUUGGUACAAUUAUAGUCUUCCCCGUGUAUUAUAAAAUUGACACAAACUAGUAUCAGGUGGGUUAUCAGGAGGUCUCUAAGUGUCCCAGGGGGCUAAAAGCUAAUUGUAAAUUACUUUCACUUUCAAAUCUGACAAAUCUUGUUUAUAUAUGGUAUAUAAAACCUUGUUUUCAUCAGAUUUGGGGGGGGUUUUAUAUUGAAGAAAUUAAGACUACACUAUUUAAAUAAAAGAUUCCUGUUUCUGACUUAUUAGAGCUCUACAGUUUAUGAGGCCUGCUCUCUGGAUAUUGUGAUGAUGAUUCUUUCUGAGACUAGUCUCCCUCGUUUUCAUACUGACAUGUCGGAGAGGGUUAUCGUUGAUACAGCUCAGAAGAUCGCUUCAGCAGUGGGAGGAUUUGUCUUUGAGGAAAUUGUGUUUUGGGUUCCUGUAUCAAUGGAUGGUGGUGGUUGGUGAAGGUUUCUCCAGGUAAAACAUUCACCUGUUCACCAGUGGUGCUGGGACUGCUCUUGCCGGUUCACAAGAGUAAAGCAGCAGCCGUGAUACAGUGGCCUGUGAACUGAAGGAGGGAUUUGAUUAGAAACAGUAUUUUCUCUGGUUCUGUGUAGAACUACAGAACAACUAGCACUUGAUAUUUUGUAUGUAAGUGACACCUUGAAGCUUUUGUGCCCUUUUGAGAUGAAAAUGCCACCAGCAAAGAGGAAGGCGAUGAAGGGGAAGAAGACAAGGCCAAGAUACCGUAAAGCGAGAGUUGACAUGUUUAUCUUUUUACUCAUGACACCCAUUUCAAAAGCUGAGUCCGGGUUUCACGGAUUUUCUUGUUUAAUAAGUUUUCAAAGACCAUCACGCUGCAGUUCUCCCCCUCUCGAGCUUCUUGAAAAAAUGCGUGAUUUACCAUUUCUUUAAGCAAAGCUAAAUAGAAAUUUAAGUGUUAUUUUAAAAAUAUAAACCUGUUGAAUAAGGGCCCCCGAUCCCCAGAAGGAGUGCUUGAAGGAAAAGUAACCAAACACGGGACUCAGAGUGUAAGUGGUCUGAAGCACCGGGUGUUGGCUGUUUCUGAGCUGCCACGCAGAGGUAUUUGUAAAAAGCGUGUCGCUGUCCUCAAGCAUCUAUGUGAUUCAGCUAAUUGAUAAAUACGUGGGAUUUAAUGAGCCGGAGGCAGCCUUUGGAUCCACUGGGCCACGAUGUGUCUGUGAGCACAUCGUGUACACGGUGAAGCGGUGGCCACCAGAAAGGAACCCCCUUUGGCAAAAGCUGUGGUGAAAGGCUGAUUUUUUUGCUCGAGAUACUUAGUCACUUUUUCAAGGCACCAAAACUUAGGCCCCCUUUUCAUAGCGUUCAGCUGUAUUUUUAUUUUAAAUCUGAGCCACUUUGGGCACUACCUAAAAAAAUCCCCACGUCGUCACAACAUUUUUGGGGAGGAAUUGUUGUAUAAUUUCACAAAAAGGAGACACCAAAGUGUUUGGGAAUUUUAAUCUCAAGAAAUAAACAUCCCAGAGUCAGACCCCACUUGCUGUUCAGUUUGUACACGUUUGUGUGAUCAAAUGUAAUUUAGGAAAUCAGGAGUUAAAAGAUGAAAAAUGCGUACAUGUUCCAGUGGUUCUAAUUGUUCUUACUGGCUUUAGUGUAGGGGUGUAGCUAUUUUAUCUAAAGCCGUCAGAUUAUCUGUGGCCCUGUUCAUUAACAUCAGGGACUAGAGAGAGUACAGAAAUGCUUGUACAAUUUGUUUUAAGGGCUUGUCCUUAUAUAAUUGUAAUAUCGUUUAAGUAUCUUCUGCAGAUCACUUUACUUUCCUCCCCCUCCCUUUCCCCAACAAUAGGUUUAUAUUCUUGUAACGUUCACUUUGGUCAAGGUGGUAACAUUCACUUUGGUAAGAACCAAAAUGUAAGCUUCUUGCGAGCUUACAGGGAAGCGUUGGUGCACACUGCCUAUAGCUUCCAACUCGAGGGUAGAGAAGAGGCUCGAAUACCUCGGGUUGGUCUCUCCAUGUAAAAAAUACAUGUAUUGCCCCUGUUGGAAGAAAUAAGGGAUACCCGAGAAUUUUCUCAUUUUGUUAUGCGUGGGUUAUGUAUGAGGUUGAACCAUGUGAAGUUGGCCGACGCUCGACCGUUGCUAAUCUACACAAAUGUCAGUAUCACAUACCCCAACCCGAUGCUUACUAUGAAAUGCAGGUUAAAAUCCCUGGGAGGCAAAGGGAGAAUGUUCUUGAAGAACUACACCAUUUUGAGAGUGUUUGUCUCCAACCUGUGUGGAUCUACAUUUUUUAAACAGGAAGGGAUAUCUUAAUAGAUGCAGCUUGUUGAGAGUGUAAAACAUUUUGAGCACAAAGUAUGCAGCACAUAACUUUUCAAAUGAAGUGUGUUUGCAUAGAAAAGAUGAAAAUACAUUCUCUCAGUUGCUGUAUUGUUCAUUUCUUGUAAAGGUCUUACUACAUUUGAGAAUAGACCCUUUAACAUAGGCUGCCUUAGUAACAAAACAAAGCAAAACAAUUGUCUCAUAAUAUUAACUGUCCUAAAGAAUGUGCGUCUUUCUUGCAAAUGCUGUGGAACUGAAUAUUUAUUUCCUUGUGAGUAUUAUGACCGUUACCAAAGGACUCCACCAGAUUUAGGGCUCUUCUUAAUUGAUCAUGUUGAGAAAGGGACUCGUUUGGCCCCCGUUUGUAACAUGGGAAGAGUAGAGAAGAGAGAAUUAAAUGUGGAAAUCAUCAGUGCUUUUCUAACAGGGUGACGCUGUUUUGUAACACUAAAUGUCUUCUUCUUUCUCUUAAAAAAUUAAGUUUUUAUUAUUAAUUUUGUCGUACAUUUCUCAAUAUAUUUGAAUAUAUUUUAACCAUUUUAUGUUCUGAAUUUGUUUUUUUGUCCUAGACAUUUUAUCCAGACUUUUACUGGCCUCUAUAAUCUGAGAAAUGGGUUCUAGAGUGUCCCACUUGUUGUCUCUUAGAGGCUGAGGCUUCAUUUCUAUGAGCAAAAAGCUCACUUAGCAAUGUAGUUAUUUCGGUAUUUAUUUCUAUUAUGGAAUCCCUGGGGUUCGGAAUGUAACUUUGUACAUGAAAUAUAUAUAAAUAUGUAUAUGAAACACG
This is a messenger RNA of Felis catus (domestic cat), 7686 nucleotides long. RefSeq names its product sperm associated antigen 9 (gene SPAG9). The coding region runs from base 659 to 4219 and encodes 1186 amino acids. The record is from RefSeq and is a predicted model, not a curated record. Gene Ontology annotation, molecular function: JUN kinase binding; kinesin binding; MAP kinase scaffold activity. NCBI's taxonomy places the organism in Eukaryota, Metazoa, Chordata, Mammalia, Carnivora, Felidae. Gene Ontology annotation, biological process: vesicle-mediated transport. Gene Ontology annotation, cellular component: cytoplasm. The transcript has 29 exons.